AUGGCAUCUUCUGUUUUUUACAAGUUCAGUUCUAGGAAGGACGAGUCGAGAGUGACCUUCGAUGGCACCGGUAUUUCUGUCUUCGAUCUGAAACGUGAAAUUAUACUCGCCAAUAACAUGGGUAAGGCAAACGACUUUGAUCUCUUCGUAUAUGACUCCACCUCAAAGCAAGAACUCAAAGAUGAUUCGCAAAUCAUCCCACGUUCAUCCUCAGUCGUCGUGAAGCGGAUGCCAGCUGUAAGGCCUGGCAAGGGAAAGGCUUCAAUGUACAUUGGUGCGGCCUCCGCCCCCGGCCCAGUGUCAGAAUCUGUGCAGCGGCCUGGAUCUUCUACAACUUGGCACAAGGGUGCUAUGUCAAAACGUUUUGAUGGCAAAGAAGAACCUUCGGCGUCCACCAUACCAAAACCCUCGACACUUAUGAAGUCUGCCGUCACAAAAGAUGACGAAGCAGCAGCAAUGGCUGCCAUGUUCCAAGCCUCGUCAGCAAACUGGGAGGAAACUCAAGAAAAGAUGUCUCAGUUUGUGUACCCCACGCGGGCUUUCGUUGAUGUAGUAGACCAAAAUCUAAUGAACAUCAACCCUCGGGGCACCGGAUUUGGACGGGGUAGUGGAAAACCGCAUAUUCCGCAGCUCCAAGCUCAACAGCAGGACCGACCAUUGCCCCCAAGCUAUGUUUGUUAUCGAUGUGGACAGAAAGGUCAUUGGAUCCAGGACUGCCCGACAAACAACGACCGCGAGUUUGACAACCGUCCGCGAAUUAAACGAACAACUGGGAUACCCCGAAGCAUGUUGAAGGCGGUUGAGAAUCCGAACAGCGGCGACCUUGCUCAAGGAGUCAUGGUUACUCCCGAAGGAGGCUUUGUCGUCGCCCAGCCAGAUCUUGCAUCGUGGCAGAAGCAGGUAUCACGACCGAAAGGUCUGACAGUUGCUGAAGUUCGAGAACGCGCACCAACAGACACUUCAUUGGCAUGUCCGAUCGACAAUAAGCUUUUCCGCGAUGCCGUUAAGACGCCCUGUUGUGGUACGCUGUAUUGCGAGGAAUGCAUACAGACGCAUCUACUUGAACGAGAUUUUGUAUGUCCUCACUGCUCGAAAAAGAUUGCAUCCCUCGACAAACUCCUCGUGGACAAACCAGCGCGCACAAAGGUGACAGAUUAUAUUGAGAAGGCCGUCGAGGAUAGUAAAAAGGAGGCCAGUGAAGAUUCGACGCCCGCAGCGGGGGGCGACCGAACUGGUGAUGCCACUGGACAGGCAGAGAAUGGUGAACAGAGCAAUCAGGAACAAGAUCUCUACUCUGACCAACAGCCAGACCUAAGCAUGGAAAUGUCGCAAAUGCUGGUCGACAGUAUCCCUCAGCUCCAGGCACAGAUUAACCAACUUUCAGUGAUGCUCCAAACCUCCUCUCUACCAAACCAAGUACGACACCAAACAGAAAUGCAGUACCAGCAACUCCAGAUCCAACUACAACAAGCCCAAGCUAUAUCUGCGGCGUUGGCAGUUGCCACAUUCCAACAGCAGCAGCAACAACAACAACAGCAACAGCAAGCCCAGAAUUUAGUCACUGGGGGAAUGGGAUAUGGAAUGCAAUACCAACAGAAUUGGGGCAACCAGUUCUCGAACCAACAGCCUGCUGGACAGGAUUCGGCGUACCAGAGGCUACCUGUGAACAAUCGCAGAAGGAAUCUCAAACGGGAUCGUCCUUCAGAUUUCUUCGACGUUGCCGGUGAGAAUGAGAGCAAGGUCCCGAGGUAUUGGGAGUAA
Messenger RNA from Laccaria bicolor S238N-H82, 1761 nucleotides. RefSeq lists its product as uncharacterized. The transcript has 7 exons. NCBI's taxonomy places the organism in Eukaryota, Fungi, Basidiomycota, Agaricomycetes, Agaricales, Hydnangiaceae. Gene Ontology annotation, cellular component: nucleus. Gene Ontology annotation, biological process: ubiquitin-dependent protein catabolic process; protein ubiquitination; mRNA processing. Gene Ontology annotation, molecular function: zinc ion binding; ubiquitin protein ligase activity; nucleic acid binding. The record is from RefSeq and is a predicted model, not a curated record. The coding region runs from base 1 to 1761 and encodes 586 amino acids.